Messenger RNA from Parascedosporium putredinis, 549 nucleotides. The record is from the annotation of a GenBank genome assembly. NCBI's taxonomy places the organism in Eukaryota, Fungi, Ascomycota, Sordariomycetes, Microascales, Microascaceae.
AUGAGAGCUCCUCAACCAGAUAUUCAGACCAUUUCCUUCCCAUCAUUCAGUCGUCUAGACUCUCCCCAUGUCGGUCAUCUUUUAUUCAAGAUCACACCUCGGCUCUUAGAUGAGUUAGACGACAUGGACUAUGUCGUGAAACAAACGAUCUUACACAGCCUUGAAUUGAAGGCGAAGACAACUCAAUGCACUGAUUGCAAUAAUGAAUAUAAAAGGCUUGAAGAGAUUCUCGGCCGGGAUCACUCCGACUCUAUCGCAGCGAAAUACAUUGCAGGCCACCUAAAGGUGACUGAGGAGGACUUUGUCGGUGCUGAAACCAUCUUCCGAGAUGUUUUAUUGCUUCGAAGCCGUUCGCUAGGCGCUGACCACCCCGAGACCAUCAAGACGGUAAUUAGCUUGAUGGAUACGGUAAUGGCGCGAGACAAGUAUAAUGAGGCAAAGGAAAUUGGGGAGAGUAUCUGGGAAACCAUGACCAGACGCAAAACCAGCGGGGCUAACGACACUAUCAAAUACUUUAUGAGAAUCCCAGACCUCGCCUCUCAAGAGUAA